AUGGACCUAGGCUCUAGCUAUUGCGGAUGGCGGCCUGUUCUCUGCUGGUUUCGAUACCUACCUAUUUCGGAGUCUGCUCCUGGCUACUCUGACAUUGUACGGAAUGUGUUCGGAACCUUGCCAGUCUCACAAAAUACCAAUGAUCCUUGGCUAGAGCAGCCUGGAGGGCAGCACAUUUUCCAAAAUACGCAGGCUGUAGAGGCGGGCCAAUUCCCUCCAACUUUGAUUAGGGAGGUUUAUAACACAGCACCCAACGGCGGCAUUUCAAUUGCGCAAUUUCGGGAUGCAAGCGCCAAUUCAAACGCCAAAAAGGCUUGA
Penicillium nucicola is the source of this 318-nucleotide messenger RNA. RefSeq lists its product as uncharacterized. The record is from RefSeq and is a predicted model, not a curated record. Bases 1 to 318 code for a protein of 105 amino acids. The transcript is spliced from 2 exons. Lineage: Eukaryota; Fungi; Ascomycota; Eurotiomycetes; Eurotiales; Aspergillaceae.